ACAGCAAUGUGAUAAUUAACAUCGACAAUUGCGCGCAUUAUAGCACCAAUCGCCCGGCUGAUCGAAAAUCGAUAACUUACGAAUCGCACGAUCGACAGCGACGACGACGGCAGCGGUUUUUAGUCAUAUUUCGGUUUUUCUGCGCAACGGUCGCUUUCGGCUUGGCAAUCGCCUGCGUCAUCUACACGCUCCAAACAAUGGGCUGGAUUUUUGCUGUGCUCGUCGCACUGGUUGCCCUGCUGCUGACGAAACCCGGUUGGCGCUGGUUCUACAUAGCGGGAGCAACCGCCAGUCGCGAUCUAACAGCUCUCUGGGCUUAUAUCAAGCUCCUGAGGUACACGAAACGCCAUGAGCGCCUUAACUAUACUGUGGCGGAAGUCUUUGAGCGAAAUGUUCAAGCCCAUCCGGAAAAAGUGGCUGUUGUCAGUGAGACGCAGCGCUGGACCUUCCGUCAGGUAAACGAGCACGCCAACAAAGUGGCCAAUGUCCUGCAGGCUCAGGGCUACAAAAAGGGCGAUGUGGUGGCUCUGUUGCUGGAGAACCGUGCCGAGUACGUGGCCACCUGGUUGGGUCUCUCCAAGAUCGGUGUGAUCACUCCCCUGAUCAACACAAAUCUGCGCGGUCCUUCUUUGCUGCACAGCAUCACUGUGGCUCACUGCACGGCCCUCAUCUAUGGCGAAGACUUUCUGGAAGCGGUUUCCGAGGUGACCAAGGAUCUGCCCGCCAGUCUCACUCUCUUCCAAUUCAACAAUGAGAACAACAACAGCCAAACAGAUAAGAACAUCCCGCAGGCCAAGAACCUGAACAUUCUGCUGACAACCGCGAGUAUUGAGAAGCCAAACAAGACGCAGGUUAACCACCAUGACAAGCUCGUAUACAUCUACACCUCUGGCACUACCGGAUUGCCAAAGGCGGCUGUCAUCUCUCACUCCAGGUAUCUGUUUAUUGCUGCUGGCAUCCACUACACCAUGGGUUUCCAGGAUGAUGACGUGUUCUACACACCUUUGCCUCUGUACCACACCGCUGGAGGAAUAAUGUGCAUGGGACAAUCGGUGCUCUUCGGCUCCACUGUCUCCAUUCGCAAGAAGUUCUCGGCAUCCAACUAUUUUGCCGAUUGCGCCAAGUACAAUGCAACGAUUGGACAGUAUAUUGGUGAGAUGGCCCGUUAUAUUCUAGCUACGAAACCAUCGGAAUAUGACCAGAAACACCGAGUGCGUCUAGUUUUUGGAAACGGUCUGCGUCCGCAGAUAUGGCCACAGUUCGUGAAACGCUUCAACAUCGCCAAGGUGGGUGAAUUCUAUGGUGCCACCGAGGGCAAUGCGAACAUCAUGAACCACGAUAACACUGUGGGUGCCAUCGGCUUUGUGUCGCGCAUUCUGCCUAAGAUAUACCCGAUCUCCAUCAUUCGCGCCGAUCCCGACUCUGGAGAGCCCAUCAGGGACAAGAAUGGCCUGUGUCAGCUGUGCGCCCCCAACGAGCCGGGCGUAUUCAUUGGCAAGAUUGUUAAGGGAAAUCCAUCUCGCGAGUUCCUUGGUUACGUUGACGAAAAGGCCUCUGCCAAGAAGAUUGUAAAGGAUGUAUUCAAGCACGGCGAUAUGGCAUUCCUCUCUGGAGAUUUGCUGGUGGCUGACGAGAAGGGUUACUUGUACUUCAAGGACCGAACUGGAGACACCUUCCGCUGGAAAGGCGAGAAUGUCUCCACCAGCGAGGUUGAGGCUCAGGUCAGCAAUGUGGCUGGAUAUAAGGACACUGUGGUUUACGGCAUAACAAUUCCGCACACCGAGGGAAGAGCUGGUAUGGCCGCCAUCUACGAUCCUGAUCGCGAACUAAACCUUGACGAAUUCGCCGCUAGUUUAGCCAAGGUGCUACCUGCCUACGCACGUCCCCAGAUUAUUCGAUUGCUCACCAAGGUGGACCUUACUGGUACCUUUAAGCUGCGUAAGGUGGACCUGCAGAAGGAGGGCUACGAUCCGAACGCGAUCAAGGAUUCACUGUAUUACCAGACAUCCAAGGGCAAAUACGAGCUGCUUACACCGCAGGUUUAUGAUCAGGUGCAGCGCAACGAGAUUCGCUUUUAGAAGCUGCAUUGGAGUUGUGUCUGAGCUUUGCCUUUUGCCCAAUAUGCUGUUAAUUAGUUUGUAAGAGAUUCGACUUAGUCUACGAACGGAAAACCUGUAACGGCGACAAAAAUCAUUUAGCCCAGCUUCUUCCGAAGCGUAUUUCCAUGUCAACAUUGCACUUUUGUAUACAGUAAGCAUAUAUAUAUUGUAAACGUAGUUGUAUCUGCAUUUGUGUAGAUGAUAGCCUCUUAUACGCAUUUUAAUUGUUUUUAGCAUGCUAAAGAACCUUGUAAGUGCAAUUUCAGCUAUUGUUUAGUCAGUUUUAGUGGCAUUUACACUUCCAUUCUCGCUGCGUUUGCCUGUACAUAUGAGAAGCUCUGAUGUUUUUGUAUCAAAUAAAGUUUGUUUCUUCACCACUGGA
Drosophila eugracilis is the source of this 2481-nucleotide messenger RNA. It is a transcript of the gene Fatp1, whose product is annotated as long-chain fatty acid transport protein 4. The coding region runs from base 198 to 2078 and encodes 626 amino acids. Gene Ontology annotation, molecular function: long-chain fatty acid-CoA ligase activity; long-chain fatty acid transmembrane transporter activity. NCBI's taxonomy places the organism in Eukaryota, Metazoa, Arthropoda, Insecta, Diptera, Drosophilidae. Gene Ontology annotation, cellular component: endoplasmic reticulum. The transcript has 5 exons. Gene Ontology annotation, biological process: triglyceride homeostasis. The record is from RefSeq and is a predicted model, not a curated record.